Alligator mississippiensis (American alligator) is the source of this 7763-nucleotide messenger RNA. Its product is annotated as zinc finger protein 708. The record is from RefSeq and is a predicted model, not a curated record. Gene Ontology annotation, biological process: regulation of DNA-templated transcription. Lineage: Eukaryota; Metazoa; Chordata; Crocodylia; Alligatoridae. The transcript has 8 exons. The coding region runs from base 640 to 3186 and encodes 848 amino acids.
CCCUCAUUUCAUUUUGAAGCCUUUUGUUUUGCUUCGAUGUUGCUGUUUCAAGGUCGAAACGUAUUGAAACAGCUUUGGAAGGAAACAUGGGGCGCAAUUUCGCACAGGCCUUGUUCUGGAUGGUUUGGGGGUUUUGUCUCGCGUGGUUGAUGUGUUGUUGUUGGGGAGUUUUUGUUGUUACACUGGUGGUUAUUUAAAAAAAAAAAAAAAAAAAGGAGGGGGGGAAACAUAGUGACGAGGGUUAGACUUUGGAGACAGUCCCUUACAAGGAAACGUCUUAUCAUCGUUGAGGAAUUUGCACAGGAUCCCUGGAGGAGAGGAGAAUAAAGAUGGAGGCAGCCAUAUGGUCUGUGCUGGAGGAGCCCUUCCUGUGCUGUCCUUAAAGGCGGCCUCGGAGACCGGAGGCUGUCGGCAGAUCCGUGCGUGAGUGCAGGGAGAGCAAGAGCCCAGCUGGGGGAGACGGUGGCCCUUCCCUUUGCAGCCCUGGUGCAGCCAGAGGUGUAGCUGGAGGAGCAGUACUCCGGAGGGCUCCAGGCAGGAGCUGAGGGGGCAAGAUAAGUCCCUCGUGUCAUCCAGGGUGGGACCAGGGGUCGUCCCUGAAGUGGUCGGAGGAGCCAGGAGAUCCGGGGGCAGAAGGUGAUGCAGACCAUGCAGCCCCCAUCCGAGGCCGAGAUUCCCUCAGACACUCCACAGCUGGCACCGGGGGACGACCUCCCCACCCCAGAGACCUGGCGUCAGUGCUUCCGGGGCCUCCGCUACCUGGAAGGCAAGGGGCCGCGGGAGGUUUGCAGUCGCCUGCGGGAGCUCUGCCAGCGCUGGCUGGAGCCCCAGCGCCGCAGCAAGGAGCAGAUCGUGGAGGUGCUGGUGCUGGAGCAAUUCCUGGCCAUCCUGCCCCAGGAGAUGCAGAGCUGGGAGUGGGGGUGCAGCAUGGAGACCUGCGCGGAGGCCGUGGCCAUGGCUGAGGGGUUUCAGCUGGGGAAGAAAAAGGGUGAGCUUCAGGUCACAGUGCGUGUGAAGGUCGAGGAGAUGAUCUUGGACAAGAUGCAGCACAUGGAGGCGUUGCAAGAACCUGGUGAUUCCUGGCCGGAGCAACCAGAGACCAAUCAUGUGGACAACCCUCUGGAGGAGUCAGGAGAGAGGGAAACCCCGGGGCCUUGCGACAAGCAACCCAGUGUCCCCAAAGAGGAGCCCCCACCCCACCAGGAGUCAGAUUCCCCCAAAACGGAGGAGACCUGGGAGCAGUCAGCAGGUGAAAGCUCAUCUGGCCCGUGCCCCAGACAAGGCCGUUCCUCAGGAGCAGGUUCUGCAACCGUGACGAGAGCCCAGCAGCAGCCUCCUGAGGAGGGACCUGUAAUCGUGGAGCUACAGAGGGCUUUCCCAGGGAGACUGGAGGAGAAGGACUCCCUGACACAUGAGCCGGGCCAAGUGGAGAAGGAUCAGGGCAGGCCUCCAAACCAGGGGGAGACCGUGGAGCUCCCGAAGGUGUUUGAGGAGGUGGCAGUGUAUUUCACACGGAAGGAGUGGGAGCUCCUGGAAGAUGAAGACAAGGUGCUUUACCGGGACCAGAUGCUGAAGAAUUACCAAGCCCUCGUUUCCCUGGGAUAUCAAGGUCCCACACCUGACUUAAUCUGCCGCAUCCAGCGAGGAGAGGUGGAGCUCUGGGCCUGUGAUGAUGAGGAUGGUGGGAAAAUCUCAAGGUUGGAGGACGUGCUGCCAGGAGGUGCCUGGCUGCUGAGCAGAGCUGAGAAGCCACAUCAAUGCUCCGAGUGUGGGGAGAGCUUCACCUUCUCCUCUGGUUUGAUCCAGCACCAAUGCAUCCACAUGGAGAAGAAGCCAUGUCAGUGCUUAGUAUGUGGGAAGAGCUACACUGAAUCCUCCCACUUGUGUCAGUGCACUGCUGCUGGGCCAAGGGAAAAGGCACAUCGGUGCUCGAAGUGCGGGAAGAGCUUUGCCCAGUCCUCCACCCUGGCCAAGCACAAGUGCAUUCACACACGGAAGAAGACAUAUGAGUGCUCAGAGUGUGGAAAGAGCUUUACCUUCUCUUCCAGUCUGGCCCAACACCAGCUCAUCCACACCGGAGUGAAGCGAUAUCAUUGCUUGCAGUGUGGAAAGAGAUUCACUCAGUCCUCUCACCUGGCCCAGCACCAGCUCAUCCACACCGGAGUGAAGCCAUAUCAUUGCUUGCAGUGUGGAAAGAGAUUCACUCAGUCCUCUCACCUGGGCCAGCACCAGCUCAUCCACACAGGGAAGAAGCCAUAUUGGUGCUCGGAGUGUGGGAAGAGCUUCACUCGCUCCUCCCACUUGAUCCGGCACCAGACUGUCCACACAAGGGAGAAGCCACAUCGGUGUUCAGAGUGUGGGAAGAGCUUCACCCGCUCCUCCAACCUGAUCCGGCACCAGAUCGUCCACACAGGUGAGAAGCCACAUCGGUGCUCAGAGUGUGGGAAGAGCUUCGCCCAGUCCUCCACCUUGGCCAAGCACAAGUGCAUUCACACACAGAAGAAGGCACAUCGGUGCUCAGAGUGUGGAAAGAGCUUUACCUUCUCUUCCAAUCUGGCCCAACACCAGCUCAUCCACACCGGAGUGAAGCCAUAUCAUUGCUUGCAGUGUGGAAAGAGAUUCACUCAGUCCUCUCACCUGGCCCAGCACCAGCUCAUCCACACAGGGAAGAAGCCGUAUUGGUGCUCGGAGUGUGGGAGGAGCUUCACCCGCUCCUCCCACUUGAUCCGGCACCAGAUUGUCCACACAAAGGAGAAGCCACAUCAGUGUUCAGAGUGUGGGAAGUGCUUCACCCGCUCCUCCCACCUGAUCCAGCACCAGCUCAUUCACAAAAGGGAGCAGCCACAUCGGUGCUCAGAGUGUGGGAAGAGCUUCACCCGCUCCUCCCACCUGAUCCGGCACCGGCUCAUCCACACAGGUGAGAAGCCACAUCGGUGUUCAAAGUGUGGGAAGAGCUUCAUUCGCUCCUCCGAACUGGUCCGACACUAUCGCAUCCACACAGGGGAGAAGCCUCACCAGUGCUCUGUGUGUGGGAAGUGCUUCACCUGCUCAUCUUACCUGGCCCAGCACCAGCUCAUCCACACAAGGGAGAAGCCACAUCAGUGCUCAGAGUGUGGGAAGAGCUUCGUCCGCUUCUGCCGCUUGAUCCAGCACCAGACCAUCCACACAGGGAAGAAGCCACACUAGCACUCAGAGUUUGGGAAGAGCUUUACCUAGUCCUCCAACCUGACCCAGCAUCAGUUCAUUUGCACCCAAAAGCAUCCAUAAUUCUCAUAGCAAUGCAUGAAGGGCUUGGGGAUGUCCACCUGCUUAGUACCCACCAAUGGCUGCAUUCAGGCAAGCAGCCUUGUGCUGGUAGACUGCAGCAAGGCUUCACCCAGCCUUUGGUCCUUCUAAGGUCCUUCAAAACCCAAAGGAACCAGAGGCUGGCCCCCAAGUUUUGAUACAGGGAGGGGUUAAGAGGAAGCACCUCAGGGAGAGGCCAGCUCAGAUACUGGAGGAAUCUGUGUGGGACCUCUUUGCAUCAGCCUCAGAGCCUGUGUCUUCACCAUCAUUCUCUAAAAGCAGUCAAUGCUUCAAGGGGAAGAAGGGCCUUUACAAUAGGGUGCCCUUCCCAAGACAACUGGCUCCAAAUAACACCCAGGGACUGUCCUUGGCCAGCUCCCACCUUCCUCCUCCCUCCUGGCCCCAGGGUUCUGGUAUGUGACGCUUUUGAGUUGCAGGAAGAAGGACGUUUGUGGGUGGGGAAGCAUAUCCUGCUCUCCACCCGGACCUCGCCUUUCCUCCCCAGCACAUCACCUCAACCCCGGGCCUGCACGUGCCGAUCGUGGUCUGCCACCCCUUGAGUCCAGUUUGGUAGGUAUUGCUUCUCAUCCCCUCUUCCGAACUCUUCACCACCAGGUGCCAGCUGUCCCUCCUUCCCUUCAUCCCAUUCUCUGUAAUGGAUUCCUUGUUAAUCAAGCCCCAGAGCUGAACGCAGUAUCCCUUUUGGUUGAUCUCUGUCCUCUCUGGAGAUGUGAGAUGGGAACGGACCGAGGCCCAGAACCUUUCCAGGGCAGAUCUUUCUGGGAUUUUCCAAUGCCUUCCCUUUCCAGAGCAUUCACCACAACCCAGGGGUGGUUGUUAGCCCUCAGGUGCAGGAGGUGCCAUGUCCUGCUGUGUAGCAAGGUCCUGCCCUCUUCAUAGUCAGAACAUGAAGGUUGGAAGGGAUGUUAGGAGGUCACAUCUAGUCCAACCCCCUGCUCAAAGCAGGACUGUUCCCAACUAAAUCAUCCCAGCCAAGGCUUUGCCUAGCUGGGUCUUCAAGACCUCCACAGAUAGAGACUCCAUCACCUCUCUGGGUCACCUGUACCAGUGCUUUACAACCCUCCUUGUGAGAGUUUUUUUGUAAUAUCUAACCUCAACUUCCCUUGCUGCAGCUUGAGCCCUUUGCUGCUUUUUCUGUCACCUGCCACCACUGAGAACAACCCCACUUCAGCCCCAGAAACCCACUUUUGAAAGAGUCUCUUGUCAGGGGCAGGAGAAUCUCACUUGUGGGUGAAAUUGUGUAGCAGGGGUGAAAGAGAUGCAGCCUGGGACAAGUCCUGCUUCUUCUGUGAAAGGAUGGGGAAAGGACGUGGGCAUCCCAUGGGUGAAAUGCAGUACGUUGUAAUGAGCAUCAACAAGUGGACUUUGGCUGCAUUGUCACAACAAGGAUCAGGCCCCUUGUAGCUCCCGCACUGUCCAUCCCUGACAUGCCAACAUCUUACAAGUUGAGGUUGUGGGUGUUUUUGGUAUUCUGCCCGAAAAGGUUGCUGACUCCUAACCAAAAGCAUAGAUUUCCACCAAAUUAGAAUGACCAAUAGAUGAUCUACAUCCAGGUAACGCGGGGCAUCUGCAAGACAUGCUUGGAAAUCUGGUGGUCGCACCAGAUGACAAAGCUAACCUAUUUAACAGUUUCUUUGCCUCCAUUUUUCUGAGCAGGGACCAGGUCAUUCCCACCCCCGGAUCCCCGAUGGUCCCAGGGGAGGUGCAGCCAGGCCCAGGGGCUGUGAGGACCUAGUCAGGGAACUUCUGGAGGGACUGGACGUGUUCAAAUCAGCAGGUCCAGAUGAUCUCCACCCCAGAUUGCUGAGGGAAUUAGCAGAGGUCAUUGUGGGACCCGUGGCACAGCUUUAUGAGCACUCGUGGUGCUCUGGUGUGAUGCCAGAGGACUGGAAAAGGGCCAAUGUGGUCCCCAUUUUCAAAAAAGGGAGGAAGGAGGACCCAGGAAAUUAUAGGCUAGUUAGUCUUACCUCUGUCCUGGGGAAGCUCUUUGAGAAAAUUAUCCAGGUGCACAUCUGCAAGGGGCAAGCAGGGGAGGUUAUGCUUAGGGCAACCAACAUGGGUUCAUUAGAGGCAGGUCCUGUCAGACCAACCUGGUGGCCUUCUGUGACCAGGGCACAAAAUCCUUGGACGCAGGGGUAGCAGUGGAUGUAGUCUUUCUGGACUUCAGGAAGGCCUUCGAUACUGUCUUUCACCCCAUUAAAAAAUUAAGAGAUUGUGGUGUCAAUGCCUACACAGAUGGGUCACAGAGGGCCGCACCCAGAGAGUGGUGGUGGAUGGGUCAUUUUCGACUUGGAGGGAUGUGGGCGGUGGGGUCCCCCAGGGCUCAGUCCUUGGACCCGCACUGGUCAACAUCUUCAUCAUCAACUUGGAUGAGGGGGUGAAAAGCACCUUGUUCAAGUUCAUGGAUGACACUAAGAUCUGGGGGGAUGUGGGCACACUAGAGGAGAGGGACAGGCUGCAAUCGGACCUAGGCAGGUUACAGGGGUGGGCGGAUGAGAACAGGAUGGGUUUCAACACUGACAAGUGCAGGGUGCUGCCUCUGGGGAAGAAGAACCAGCAGCAGACCUACAGGCUGGGGAGCUUUCUUCUCGUCAGCACAGAGGCAGACAAGGAUCUUGGAGUCAUUAUAGACUCCAAGAUGAACAUGGGCUGCCAAUGUGAGGACAUGGUCAGGAAGGCUAACUGCACCUUGUCAUGCAUCCACAGAUGCAUCACAAGCAGGGCCAAGGAGGUGAUCCUCCCCCUCGAUGCAACACUGGUCAGGUAGCAGCUGGAGUACUGGGUCCAGUUCUGGGCGCUGCACUUCAGGAGGGAUGUGGCCAGCAUGGAGAGGGUCCAGAGGAGGCCACUCGCAUGAUCAGGGGACAGCAGGGCAGGCCCUACGAGGAGAGGCUAUGGGACCUGAACCUGUUCAGCCUCCACAAGAGAAGGCUGAGAGGGGAUCUGGUUGCCAUCUACAAAUUGGCCAAGGGGGACCAGCAGGCUAUGGGAGAGUCCUUGUUCCCCCAAGCACUACCGGGAGUAACAAGGAAUAACAGCCAUAAGCUGACUGAGAGUAGAUUCAGACUAGACAUCAGGAGGCACAACUUCACAGUCAGGGCGGCUAGGAGCUGGAACCAACUUCCAAGGGAGGUGGUGCUGGCUCCUACCCUGGGGGUCAUCAAAAAAACGCUAGAUAAUCACCUUGCCGGGGUCAUCUUUCCUGCCCAUGGCAGGGGAUCAGAUUGAUGAUCUGCUUGGGUGUCUUCUGGCCCAACCAACUAUGAAACUAAGAAACCAGCUUUGGUUUUGAGAAGCUUCUGUCUGUGUUACAUGGUUACUCAUGAGGUUUGAACCAAUUCCCAAACAGAAGUUGUCAUUUUCUCCAGUUAAGCAUAUGAUCCAGGAAAAAAGGGGUUGUGGAUUGCAGCUAGGAACUUUGCUCUUGUGUCAUGAUGACUUUUUCUAAGCUUUGGUAUUUGAACCAGGGUUUUUAUAGCUUACAGAGAAAUUGGAAUGUGACUUGGGGAGAAAUAAAAAUAAUCACAAAGAAGAAAACUGCACAUUCAGAUGAAUGUUAUUUUUUAAAAGGCAAACUAAGAUCAAGGUCUUCUUGUUUCCUUUUGCCUGUCAUGGAGCAAACUGGCACUUAACAGGUAGAUAUAAUGGAAAGCUGGGAUUUUCAGUGCCAAGACAACACAAGCCCUGUAUUAAUGAAAUGUGUGCAUGUUACUACACUUAUGAAUGUGAGUUUGCUACUUUCCUGCAUCCUGAUGUAAGGCUAGGGACCUAGUUUGUACUUUAGGCAACCCUGCGGCUGGCAGGUAAAGGAGGAUAGCAUGCCAGAUGAAAGAUUAGUGUCAUGCAGAGAAAUCUAGCGUGACAUGUGGAAAAUACCUGGGUGCCGAGUGAGAUGUUACCUAUAUGAGUGCCCUGUGCAAGAGUAAGUGUGGUGUGCAGAGGGAGUAUAAAGAAAUUUUUCCCUUUGGGGAGAGAGCGUGUGAGAGUAUCUGAGUAUGGUUUGAGAGUGCCUGGGAGGUGGUAGAUCGAGUGGAUCUCUGUUUGGGAGAGUGCUUAGGAGGUAGAUUCAAGUGGGUUUGAGACUGAAAGGUGGAGCCUGUGGGCAGAGAAAUGAAAGGAUACUUACCUGAAGCCAAAGUCUCCCACCACCGAUAAAAAGUAGAUCAAUGUCACUAGCUUACAUCGAAACUACAGAGAGGGAAAAUGCAUGAGAGUCGUCCUGGUUGUCUCUCCCUGUAAGUCCCAGUAGCACGCUGCCGCAGUCCCCAUAGGUAACUAUCACCCCUCUUCCCUGUGUUUUACGUCUGUGCGUCCCAGUGUGUUACACUGUGUUGUACAUAGUAGGUAAUUCAAUUAUAUGUAUGUGUUUAAUAUCAUAUAAUAUUCAUUUAGCAUAAGGUAUUGGUAUUUAUAUUAAUUGGUUGUUAGAUUUUAAAUAAACCAUUUGAUUCAUGUAC